CUCAUUCUCACGUCAUAUGCAAACCUUAAACAUAAAUACAGAACGAGUCUCCUUAAUACCAUCGGAUGCAACCCUUCCAAUCUUUUGACAACAACAACAAAGUCGCGUCCAAACCCUACAAAUCGCGACCAAAUCCUAGAAACCACUGCAGGAAAGUAAAUGGCAUCCAAACCCUAGGAACCGCGAACUUGUAAUACGACAAAGAAGCAGCAGGAGCAGAGGUGGGAGGAGGAGGAGGAGGUACCAACGGUGAGAAAUCCUCUCCGCCUCUUCACCGAGCGUCUCAAUGAGCUUCCGCCAGGGCUCGUGCCGCGACCCUUAGUUCACCCCGGGAACCCUCGGACCACCGCAGGUUUCCGCUCGCAUGCCGCGGGUGCCGGAGAGCACCACUGCCCCGUACGGAAGCCAUCGGCGUCGGCGGAUCCAGCGCGGCGGCAGACGAACCCAACAUUGAAGCCACUAGGCCGUCCUUCCCCGGCGGCCGGCAAGGCCAAUCCGGCGGAGAAGUCCGGGCAGGCAAGGGGAUGGGGAUGGGGAUGGAGACGGGGACUUGGAACGAGAAGACCAUAUACUAGGAGGGGGUUUCUCGCAAAAAGUCGUGGACAAGUGUUGAAUUUUCCGAAUAUCUUAACCGUCUGGAUCAGAUCGGACGGCCCUUAUCCUUCAGAAGUUUGCAAAAAGUUCAGGGUUUCAGACUCUUAAGAAGUUCAGAUUUUUCUAAGAUUUUAGGGUGUCUGGUUUCUAUAAUCUUCAGAGUCUUCUCCUGUCAUCGACAUCGCUAUCGCAGUGUACUUCUGAUUUCUGAACCACCACGGCGAUCUACCCGAUUGCAAGCUCAUCGAUGUCGAUUUCAUUCAUCGAAACCAGGUGCAUGCUGGGCUGUAAUUAAGCCGAUAUGCAGUUGGUGAUUGAAUAUGCAGUUAUCAUGUCAUGCAUAAUUUGUUGAUUCUGAGCCAUUCCUUGGUGAGUUCUCCUUCUGUGGGUUGUUGCGUGUUACGAUGACGGUUGCAAAUCGUGUUGUACUGCAAAUGGGGCGUUGAAAUUCUUGUUAUUAUUGGCUAUUCAUAAAGCCUGAGAUCAUAGAGUGCAUGGUUUUUCUUUUUCUUUUACAACAAAGUAGACAAUACCCCAUUUAAGUAGUCUACAUCAAGAUAGAACAUGGUAUCUCUGUGACGGGACUAAUCAGAAGGAACAAAAAUCUAGUGCAAUCAGCUGAAAAUCCUGGUAAGUACUAAUAUGACAACCCACAAAGAAACUAAGAUUUGAAUGUACAAUGCAAAAAAAAAAAAAGUCAACUAUCAACAUGCUCGAUCAAUUCAAAUGAACAAUUGAAGACUGUGACAGCCAAAAAUAUAAGCUUAAUUGCCUCUUUGCUUUCUUUCGCGCAUCGAGCAAUCAAAGAGCCUGAGAGAAAAAGCGAGAGAAGUUGCAGCUAAUUAGUGAGCAGCAUAGAGCCAUGGCGGAAUCGCUAAUCCUCCCCAUGGUGCGCGGGGUGGCGGCGAAGGCCGCCGAUGCACUCGUACAGAGAGUCACCGGCGCGUGCGGCGCCGUCGACGACGACCGCCGCAAGCUGCAACGCCAGCUGCUGGCCGUCCAGCGCGCGCUGGCCGACGCCGAGGCGAAGAGCGAGACCAACCUCGCCGUCAGGCGCUGGAUGAAGGACCUCAACGCCGCCGCCUACGAGGCCGACGACGUCCUCGACGACUUCCGCUACGAGGCGCUGCGCCGCGACGGCGACGCCACCGCCGGCAAGGUACUCGGCUACUUCACCCCGCACAACCCACUCCUGUUCCGCGUAACCAUGAGCAAGAAGCUGAGCAAUGUCCUCGAGAAGAUGAACAAGCUGGUUGACAAGAUGAACGAGCUUGGCUUGUCAGUGGAUCGCACAGAAUCACCACAAGAACUGAAACCUCCUUAUCUCCAGAUGCAUUCUGCUGCACUGGAUGAAUCAAGUGACAUUGUUGGCAGAGACGACGACAAGGAGGUGGUGGUUAAGCUGUUGCUGGAUCAGCGAUAUGAGCAGAGAUUGCAGGUUCUCCCUGUCAUCGGGAUCGGGGGUUCAGGCAAGACGACGCUCGCCAAGAUGGUGUACAACGACACGAGGGUACGUGACCAUUUCCAGCUGAAGAUGUGGCACUGUGUUUCAGAGAAUUUUGAAGCUGUUCCCCUUCUGAAAUCCAUCGUUGAAUUGGCUACAAAUCGAAGAUGUCAAGUGCCUGACAAGGACACCAUCGAGCUCUUGCGACGGCAGCUUGAGGGAGCCAUUGGUAGCAGAAGGUUUCUGUUAGUUCUUGACGAUGUAUGGAACGAGGAUGAGAACAAGUGGAAGGAUGAACUAAGGCCACUCUUGUGCUCUGCUGCUGGUGGUCAUGGAAGUGUUGUAGUGGUCACAACUCGGAGCCAACAAGUAGCAUCUAUCAUGGGCACCAUGAGAUCCCAUGAACUAGCAUGUCUGAAUGAUGAUGAUUCAUGGGAAUUGUUCUCAAAGAAAGCAUUCAGUGAAGAAGUACGAGAGACAGCAGAAUUGGUCACCAUUGGAAGACUUAUUGUCAAGAAAUGCAAGGGGCUUCCUCUUGCUCUCAAUGCUAUGGGUGGCCUGAUGAGCUCAAAGCAACAACUCCAUGAAUGGAAAGCCAUCGCAGACAGUGCCAGAGACAAAGAUGAAAUACUUUCCAUGCUUAAAUUAAGCUACAGACACUUACCAUCCGAAAUGAAGCAAUGUUUUGCCUUCUGUUCCAUAUUCCCAAGGAACCAUGAGAUGGACAAGGAAGUCUUGAUCCAACUGUGGAUGGCAAAUGGUUUCAUCCAAGAAGAUGGAAUAAUGGAUUUGGAACAAAAAGGAGAAUACACCUUCCAAUAUUUGGUUUGGAGAUCCUUCCUCCAAGAUGUCAAAGCAAAGAAAACUCUGGACCAUUUGGCAGAGCUCCAGCCGUCGACCAUUCUACAAAAGGAAAUUAUGGACAAGGCAUUACCAUAUGAGUCCAUUGGUUGCAAAAUGCACGAUUUGAUGCAUGACCUAGCAAAAGACGUGGCAGACGAAUGUGUAACUUCAGAACAUGUACUUCAGCACGAUGCAUCUGUCAGAAAUGUCCGUCACAUGAAUAUAUCUAGCACUUUUGGUAUGCAAGAAACUAUGGAAAUGUUACAAGUAACAUCAUCUCUCCGUACUUGGAUAGUGCCAUCACCCUUGUGCAGGGAUCUCAAGGAUUUAAGCCUGGCAUCAUUAAGAACCCUUGUAAUUGAAAAGGGAAUCUUCCAUUACCAUUCGGUUAUGUCUAACCAUGUGAUCACUUAUUCGAAGCAUCUACGAUAUCUUGACCUAUCUAUGUCUCAAAUUGUUAUGUUGCCAAGUUCAAUAUGUGUGAUGUAUAACUUACAAACAUUGAGACUCAAUGGUUGCAGCUUUCUAAAAUAUUUACCGGAAAGUAUGGGAAAAAUGAGGAAGCUCCUCCAUCUUUAUCUUCUGGGAUGUGAUAGUUUGGUGCGGAUGCCACCAAACUUUGGUCUUUUGAACAAUCUUCGCACUCUAACAACAUUUGUUUUGGACACUAAAGCUGGUUGUGGAAUUGACGAGCUCAAGAACUUGCGUCACAUUGCCAACAGGUUGGAACUGUACAAUUUGAGAAAAAUUAAUUGCAGGAACAAUGGAAUAGAAGCCAAUCUCCAUCAGAAGGAAAAUCUAAGUGAACUACUAUUGCACUGGGGUCGUGAUAAAAUUUACACACCGGAAAACAGUGCCUACAAUGAGGAAGAAGUGUUGGAGUCACUUACACCUCAUGGUAAGCUCAAAAUUUUAGAGCUGCAUGGAUAUAGUGGCCUGAAGAUCCCACAAUGGAUGAGAGACCCACAGAUGUUGCAGUGCCUAACAACUCUCCGCAUUUCCAACUGUUUAGGAUGCAAGGAUCUAUCAACACUGUGGUUAUCGGUCUCGCUUGAGCAUCUGCAGUUAUCCCGUAUGGAUAAUCUAACCACAUUGUGUAAGAACGUUGGUGUGGGAGCUGAAGGAUACACCAUCCCUCAGCAAGUUUUCCCAAAGUUAAAGUCUCUGAAACUAGAGUUGUUAUUUAGCUUGGAGAAAUGGGCAGAAAAUACUGCAGGUGAGGCUAAGAAUUUGGUUACAUUUCCAGAGCUCGAAAUGCUACAGAUCAUUCGCUGUAGUAAACUUGCAAGUGUCCCAGACUGUCCGGUUCUAAAAGAACUGGACAGAUUUGGAUCUUAUAUGCUUGCAAUGAACGAACUCACACAUCUGACAUCAUUGUCCAAGCUCAAUUACGUUGCAAACAGUCUUUGUGAUUGUGUGAGCAUGCCUUUGGGCUCAUGGCCAUCUCUCGUAGAACUAGUUCUUAGAUCUUCAACACACAUUCCAACCACUCUGCAGGUGGAGGCAAAUCAAGGCCAGCUAGAAUACCUUCGGAGUUUGAGUCUAGUAAACUGCUUCACGGCUGCAUCCGGCUCAUCCGAAAUGCGUCUUGGGCUCUGGAAAUGCUUUGCCUUUGUGGAGGUAUUGCAUAUUCAUAUGUGCCUCAGUCUUGUGUGCUGGCCAACUGAGGAGUUGACGAGCUUGAUUCACCUUCGACACCUAUAUAUUGAGCACUGUCAUAGACUUGAGGGAAAAGGUUCAUCAUCCGAGGAAAAAUUCAUGUCACUGUCCCAUCUAGAGAGGUUACACAUACAACACUGCUACAAUCUACUGGAGAUCCCAAUGCUGCCUGCAUCCCUGCAGGAUCUGCGGUUAGAAUCUUGCCGAAGAUUGGUGGCAUUGCCUUCGAACCUUGGAAAUCUGGCCAUGUUAAGGCAUCUUUAUUUGAUGAACUGCUAUGUCCUGAAAGAUCUUCCUGAUGGGAUGGAUGGCCUCGUUUCCCUUAAAAUUUUGGAGAUUCAGGCAUGUGCAGAGAUAGAGGAAUUCCCACAGGGUCUCCUCCAGCGACUUCCAACACUGAAAGAACUGUCCAUACAAGGGUGCCCUGGAUUGGAAACACGGUGCAGAGAAGGUGGUGAGUAUUUUGAUCUUGUCUCUUCCGUUCAACGUAUAUGCAUUCCAGCAGCAGCGAAAACAGAAAUGGAGGAGGAAUCAAGGUCUGGAAUCUAACCUGAAGAAGCUUGUAAAAAGGCUCAUCCCCUCCUGCUGACUCUCAAAUGAGGUGCAUACGCUUUGCUCUUCCAUUAUCUCACUCUUGUCACCAUGCAAAGGUCCAGAAUUGUUUCCAUGCUUCUUCUUCCAUUAUUGUCAAAGUGUGAGAAUAAUGAUUGUGGUAGGAUAUAAUUCACUCUAGAUCGUAUCCUUUUGUUGUUGGAACUGUUUCUUAGAAGAACAGAUUGUUUCAGGCUGAAGACACCUCCAGCUUCACCACUGUUUCCUUCCAUAGAGAUGGAAACCAACACCUCUCUUUUUUUUUUUUUGCUGGGUUGGCCGAAAAUAACUCCUGUCAAAUGGCUUUCCAGAAGGAGUUACCAAUCUCUCGGCCAGUCAAACCUUCAGCUUCCAGGCUCUCAGGAAAGACAGGGGCAACAAAAACAUUACUGAGAUCAAUGUUACCAACACCUGACUCUUCAUCAAAGAAAAACAUAUAUAGAGGGGCUCCAGCUCCAUCGUCCAUCUCCAAUGAGAAGAGGUCAACUUACGCAGCCAUAAUGAGCAGACACCAGAAACCAGUUGCUGCAACUGCACCUACAGCUUCUACUUCAAGUAGAAAUGCACCAAGUUACACUCUGACAGAUGCUAUGUAAGCCAAGGUAGUAGUACAAGUGCACUCAAGAAAGUGAUGAAACCUGAGCUCCCUUGCAAUGCACUGAAGAAUCUGAUCAAAACUGGAACUUUUUUUUUUGGAAAUUUAAACUGGAACAAUAUUGACACGCCGUGCACAAUCGACAGCGAAAGGUUGGUAUAGAGAUUCAACGUUAGGUGCAGAUGAUAUAGGAAGUGGCAGCACAAGAAGGCAGGCAUGCCCACCUGCUGCAACCAGAGGCACCAAGGAGCUGCAGUUAGAUGGUAAGCAGAACAGCUGAGGAAGCCGUGUAUCUUUCUUUUGCCGGCAAUUUCAUUGUCAGAUCAGAUGUUAGACAACCCCCUUUCUUAAUACUACAAAGAUGUGCAAGUCUUUUGCGUGUUCCCUAAAAGCAGCUAAGAUGAAGGCUGUGAUUGGCAGCAAUGUCUCUCCUUAUAAUAACAGUGGCCAUGCCAGCUAGGCCAUAUUGAUGAAGGGUGUGAGAAGAGCAGAUGGGAAGGAUGAACAAAGGCCAUGAUUUUCAAAACCAGGCGAAGAAGUGAACAUGCCAGUUGAUGUAAAUUUGUGAGACUGUUUCCUAGCGUUCUGUCAUGUUUGUGCUCCUUUCUCUAUUUUUUUUAAUGUAAAAGUAGGAAAGCGGCUAGUAUUUCAUUGAACGGAAAGAACUCCUUUCUUUUUCUUAA
Messenger RNA from Oryza sativa Japonica Group (Japanese rice), 6409 nucleotides. Its product is annotated as putative disease resistance protein RGA3. The record is from RefSeq and is a predicted model, not a curated record. Gene Ontology annotation, biological process: defense response to other organism. Gene Ontology annotation, molecular function: ADP binding. Lineage: Eukaryota; Viridiplantae; Streptophyta; Magnoliopsida; Poales; Poaceae.